AUCUUUCCAAAAUACAAUGUCUAAUGGUUAUGAAGACCACAUGGCCGAAGACUGCAGGGAUGACAUUGGGAGAACGAAUUUAAUUGUCAACUACCUCCCUCAGAACAUGUCCCAGGAUGACUUGCGAAGCCUGUUCAGUAGCAUCGGUGAGGUCGAAUCUGCAAAGCUCAUCCGGGAUAAAGUGGCAGGACACAGCCUGGGCUACGGCUUUGUGAACUACGUGACUGCAAAGGACGCGGAGAGAGCAGUGAACACGCUCAACGGCCUGAGGCUCCAGUCAAAGACCAUCAAGGUGUCGUACGCCCGCCCGAGCUCCGAGGUCAUCAAAGAUGCCAACCUGUACAUCAGCGGGCUCCCGAGGACCAUGACCCAGAAGGACGUGGAGGACAUGUUCUCCCGGUUUGGCCGCAUCAUCAACUCACGGGUCCUGGUGGACCAGACCACAGGUUUGUCCAGAGGGGUUGCGUUUAUCCGGUUUGACAAACGGUCGGAAGCAGAAGAGGCAAUUACCAGUUUCAAUGGUCAUAAACCCCCAGGUUCCUCCGAGCCCAUUACAGUGAAGUUCGCAGCCAAUCCCAACCAGAACAAAAACAUGGCGCUCCUCUCGCAGCUCUACCACUCGCCGGCCAGACGGUUCGGAGGCCCCGUCCACCACCAGGCACAGCGAUUCAGGUUCUCCCCGAUGGGCGUCGACCACAUGAGCGGGCUAUCCGGUGUCAGUGUCCCGGGAAACUCCUCUUCGGGCUGGUGCAUCUUCAUCUACAACCUCGGCCAAGACGCCGACGAGGGCAUCCUCUGGCAGAUGUUCGGGCCCUUUGGCGCCGUCACCAACGUGAAAGUGAUCCGCGACUUCAACACCAACAAGUGCAAAGGGUUUGGUUUUGUGACGAUGACAAACUACGAAGAAGCCGCCAUGGCCAUAGCAAGUCUGAACGGCUACCGCCUGGGGGACAAAAUCUUACAGGUUUCCUUCAAAACCAACAAGUCCCACAAAUAACUCGCUCAUGCUUUUUUUGUACGGAAUAGAUAAUUCAGAGUGAAGAAGUUGAGAUUUUUUUGUUAGCGUACAACUCAUUUUGCGCCAAUGUUCACAAGUGUUUUGUCUUAGUCUAAAUGCGGAGUGAGCAGGUUUUUAUACUCUGGGAUGCAACCGACAUGUUCAAAUGUUUGAGAUCCCACACUGUUAGACCAAUUUUAAGUUUCUUAAGUUAUUUCCUUUAAAAUAUAUAUUAAACAGAAACCUAAAGUAGACUGCAUUGACUAACCAGUCCCUCUGGAUGGUGGUGAAACUGAAGCAUGCUUUAACUUCUAAGACUGUCUAACACUCGUUCCAUUCGGUGUCGCCACAACUGGAUAAGAAAAAAAAACAAACCACAUAUAUAUGAUCCGUUAGUGUUAGUUGGAAUCUAAAGAGGUUAGACAGAUGCCAAGCGUGUGCUUUCUCAACCGCUUCGACAGUUUAAGUGAUCCACGCGUCGGUUGAUAGGAAAUUGCUUUCCCGAGCAGGUCCUACGGCCACCUCCUGCUUAUGCAGUCCCAGGCUCUGCCGAGUGGUCCCAGGAGCGGCCAUGGGCCCCUCCGAUGGGGGCCACCGCCGGGGAGGGGGGCUGCACGCCUGGCCCCAGGCCAGGCCCUCCAGAGAAGGACGCAGGUGUGUUACGUAAGCCCAGGCACCCAAGGGAACGGACCAAAGAGUUUCAGGGAAACUCCAUAUAUUCCAGAGUCAGAUGCAGGUUCCAGGCAUGCUACCCUGCUCUCCGAGUUCCUGCCCACACGUCGCACGCUCGGUGCCCACCUGUCGGAUACUGGCGCCCCUCACCCGCCAGUGUCCGAGAGCGUUUAACACAGCUUGAAUGCAAACGAUAGCUCUAUUUUUUAAUAACACAUAAACAUUUGAGCAUUGUAUUUCUCGCAUCCCUUCUUGUGAGCGCUAGAGUU
This is a messenger RNA of Tupaia belangeri chinensis (Chinese tree shrew), 1938 nucleotides long. RefSeq names its product ELAV like RNA binding protein 1 (gene ELAVL1). Lineage: Eukaryota; Metazoa; Chordata; Mammalia; Scandentia; Tupaiidae. Bases 17 to 997 code for a protein of 326 amino acids. Gene Ontology annotation, molecular function: RNA binding. The record is from RefSeq and is a predicted model, not a curated record. Gene Ontology annotation, cellular component: ribonucleoprotein complex. The transcript has 5 exons.